This is a messenger RNA of Effrenium voratum, 1291 nucleotides long. Lineage: Eukaryota; Dinophyceae; Suessiales; Symbiodiniaceae. The record is from the annotation of a GenBank genome assembly.
AGAGCUCGGCUCAAACUCUUUGCAGUUCCCUUCAGCUCACAUGGCGCUGAACUUUGUUGCCCCGGCGUUGCCUGGCACCGGAGCGCUCGCCACCGGCUUCAAGCCCAAGGCCCAGGCCCCGGCGGCUCCUUUGAACUCGGCGGGAGCCGUCCUCGCCACUCUACCUCUGGCGGCGGUGUCCCGCCGGUCCACCCGUGAAGCCCGCACUGCACGGCUUUUGGGGCCCAAAGCCAGCGCGGAGCUCUUGGAGAAGCGGGGCGAGGUGGACGCGGGACUAGGCACUGCGGAAUCGAAGCCUUGGGAGUUCCUGAGCGGCAUUGCCAAGGACGCCGCACGGGCCUGGUUUGUGCAGCGCGCCGAAGACCGGGGCGUCGCAUGGAGGUUCAUGGUGGAGAAGAUGCAGGCGCAACAGCAGGACUUGGAGGCCCACUACGAUCGCAUUCACAACGAGUCCAUCGAGUACCCGGACUACUACACCCGCUCGUUCCACGGCUACGACGAGGGGAAUCUGAGUUGGCGGGCGGCGCACGAGCUGGCCCCGGCGACCCAGUCCAUGUGCUUGGGCUACUACGACGGAAUGGCCUGGCAGGACGCCCAAGAGGAAUUCCGCGGCGGCGCCCGCCGCGCCAUCCAGGACUUCUGGGCCGCAGGUGCGGACAAAGACCCAGAGACCUUGCUAGACCUCGGCUGCAGCGGGGGCUUUUCUUCCAAGGAGAUGUCGAAAGCCUUUCCUACGACAAAGGUCUCGGGCAUGGACUUGAGCCCCUACUUCCUGUCUGUGGCCAAGCAGUGCUACCCGCAGAUCGAGUUCCUGCACGGCAACGCGGAGUCCACAGGUUUGCCGGAUGAGUCCUUCGAUGUUGUGACCCUGAACUUCCUGCUGCACGAGCUGCCCCUGGAUGCCAGCAGGAAAGUGCUGCGCGAGGCGAGUCGCCUGCUGAAGCCAGGAGGUGUGCUGGCAGUCCUGGACGUGGACCCCAAGCAGCUCAGCGCUCUGCCGCCCUUCCGGCGCUGGGCCUUUCAGGUCACCGAGCCGUGGUGCAAGGAUGGCGAGUAUUUCGAUCUGAAGCUCGGCCCGGAGCUGGAGCCCCUGGGCUUCCAAGACUUCCAACAGAUCGCCAACGACCCCGUGAACUCCCUGGCGCUUGCCCGCAAGGCGCUUUGAGCAGUGAAAGGCAUCAGAGUGCCCUUGGGGAACGAGGCCGCGGUACAGUACUCACGGAUUGUCUUGCAAAAUUCGCGGCGAGGACGUAGCUGCAGCCAUGUCGCUUGCCAUAGCUUGCUGACGUCA